GGAACAGAAAACGCAGCAUCUGUUUCUGUGCUACCUAUUUUUUUUAGAACCGGAAAUGAAUGUAAUGUCAAACAUGGCGCCGCCCAUGUCACGGUGAAAUGUUCUCGGGUUUAAAAUGUAUUGAUCUUUUCUGAAAACCAGACGAGUGGAGUAGUUUUGAGAGGGCUUCGGUUUUUCUUUCGGAGGCGCUGAGAGGUGGUGAGGAGGAGGGGAUGUCUCUGCGGGGAGUCGGCCGCGGGCUGCGACUGUUUUUAGGUCAAAUACAGAGAAAUGUGACCACAAAACAGACAGCUCGGUGUUUGAGUCAGACUUCCUCUCAGCCGGAGCCCAGCGCGGAUGGAAAUGAAGACGUGAACCCGACCUUCGAGAACAGAAACCCCCGGAACCUGGAGCAGAUGGCCCUGGCGGUGAAGGACCGGGGCUGGAAAACCACAUGGCCCUCCCGGGAGUUCUAUCACAGGCUGAUGUUUUCUCGCAGCCAGCAUCACGUCACCGCCGAGGUCUUCUCCAGCACGUCUCCUGUCCCCGUCCUCUCCUGCUCAACCAAAGAGUGGGCGCUGAAGAGGGAGCUGGCUUCCACCAACUGCGUGUCUGCGUGUCAGGCCGUGGGCGAGGUGCUGGCACAUCGCUGCCAGCAGGCCGGCAUCACCAGGAUGGUGUACCGGGCCAUUCCCUGGACGUACCGCUCCGAUGGCGUUCAGGCCUUCAGGAAAGCAAUGAAAGAAGGAGGAAUCAUCCUCAGUGAACCCAGGAGGAAAUACAUCGGGACCUGAAUUAAUCUGUCCUCAUCAGUUGUUUUGUAUAAAUGUCGUCAGUACCGUUCUCAUUUUGUUCUUCUGUAAAUUAUCUCUGAUAAAAGUUGGCUCGUCUUGCAGUCAUUAACAAUCUGCGGAAGUCAUGAAAGCCCUUCAGAAUAAAGCUUUUGCAAGUC
Molecule: messenger RNA, 931 nt
Organism: Salarias fasciatus (jewelled blenny)
Lineage: Eukaryota; Metazoa; Chordata; Actinopteri; Blenniiformes; Blenniidae
Gene: mrpl18
Product: mitochondrial ribosomal protein L18
Exons: 4
Coding region: 213-773 (186 amino acids)
Biological process (GO): translation
Cellular component (GO): ribosome; mitochondrion
Molecular function (GO): 5S rRNA binding; structural constituent of ribosome
Source: RefSeq, a predicted model, not a curated record